Molecule: messenger RNA, 612 nt
Organism: Acytostelium subglobosum LB1
Lineage: Eukaryota; Evosea; Eumycetozoa; Acytosteliales; Acytosteliaceae
Exons: 1
Coding region: 1-612 (203 amino acids)
Biological process (GO): response to heat; response to hydrogen peroxide; response to salt stress
Source: RefSeq, a predicted model, not a curated record
AUGCUAUCAUUUUAUUCACCAAUAUUCUCAGACUCAUUCACCAACAACAAUGUCUGCCCUACAUCAUCAUUUGGAUCAUUCAGACAAUUAUCUAAACAAUUUGAUCAGUUGACCAAAGCAUCUUCAAUAUGGUCACCAAAGGUUGAUGUCAAUCUCGAUCAAUCAUCUUUGACAAUCACUGCAGAGUUACCAGGUCUAAAGAAGGAUGACAUCAAUAUUGAUAUCAAGAACAAUGUGCUCACACUAACCGGUACCAAAUCAGAGAAGAAGAUUAAAGAUAAAGUCGUCUCUCAAUCAGUCAAAGACACACCAAUCAAUGAGUCUAUUCAAUCAAACGAGGACAAGCCAUCAUUGGAAGAAGCAGAGUUCACUGAUAUCCAAGAGACUCAAGAAAAGGUGACUCAGACACCAGUUGAAACAAAGACUACUGCUCCAGAGACCAAGUCAUCUUCAUCCAAACAUUCAGAGAUUUUCUAUGGAAGAUUUGAGCGAUCAUUCAAACUUCCAAGAGAUGUUGACAUCCAGUCUGGCGAGGCUCAUCAUGAAGAUGGUGUUCUGACAAUCAAGUUCAUCAGGAAGCAGCCACAAUCACUCAAGGUUCAAAUCCAGUAA